This is a messenger RNA of Gastrolobium bilobum, 545 nucleotides long. RefSeq lists its product as uncharacterized. The record is from RefSeq and is a predicted model, not a curated record. Bases 78 to 452 code for a protein of 124 amino acids. The transcript is spliced from 2 exons. NCBI's taxonomy places the organism in Eukaryota, Viridiplantae, Streptophyta, Magnoliopsida, Fabales, Fabaceae.
UACCGAACAGAGCGGGUAUCUGGACGUGGAAGAAGGCACCAGAACCACCUGAGAUCCCAUUCCACCACGAUGCUGAGAUGGAGGAUGCACCUGCAGGCCUUGAUGAUGAUGACGAUGAUGAUGGCGUUGCUGAGGUUGAUGUCAGACCGACACGUCCCACCCGCAGUCGGCGACCACCAGCUCCUCCUGAGGGUGGAUGGACACUUGAUCAUGUCAUGGCAUCCUUAUAUGAUCUGACUACUGACUUUAGAGGAUAUAGACAGAGCACGAGCAAGUGGCGAAACCAGAUGGACACAAGGGUUGCACGGUUGGACACAAGGGUUUCACGCUUGGAGGGUUUAAUUGGCGAGGGUGCCCAUACUCAGGAGGAGGAGGAGGAGGAGGAGGAUGAUGACAAUGGGGAUGACACACAAUCGGAUGAAGAGAAUGGGGAGGACACGGCAUCGGAUUAGUGUGUCCAUAGGGUUUCAUAUCAUUGAUUUAGUUUGAUGUAAUGUAGUCAUUUUGGUACAUUUAGGAACUUUACCUACAUUGCAUGGAUGUUU